Rattus norvegicus (Norway rat) is the source of this 1208-nucleotide messenger RNA. Lineage: Eukaryota; Metazoa; Chordata; Mammalia; Rodentia; Muridae. The record is from RefSeq and is a predicted model, not a curated record.
GACCCUUAUGCAUACUAAGUCACAGUUCUUCCUUUCUCUACGUAUAAGAAACUGGGAUCUCAUGAGAACUGAUUCUGAUCACAAGAGUUUUCUUAACACCAACCAUGCUUCUCCUAGAUACCUGGGCCAACAUUCUUCACAGUGCCCUGCUCUUGAUCCUGCUUCUGGAACUUAAAGGAGCAGAUAUGAAAGAGCUGAAGGUGAUCCAGCCUCAGAAAUCAGUUUCUGUUUAUGAUGGAGGGUCAGUCAUUCUGAAUUGCACAGUGACAUCUCUCAUCCCUGUGGGGCCAGUGAAGUGGUUCAAGGGUGUAGGACAAAAUAGAAUCCUGACAUAUCAUUUCACAGGAGAAUAUUUCCCCAGAAUAACAAGUGUUACAGAUACUAAUAAGAGAAACAACAUGGACUUUUCCAUUCAUAUCAGUAAUAUCACGCUUGAAGAUGCAGGUACUUUCUUCUGUGUGAAGUUCCAGAAAGGAAUAGUAGAGCCUGACACUGAGAUUGUGUCUGGAGGUGGCACUGAGUUGUUUGUAUUUGUUUCUGCACGAGCAGAUAUGAAAGAGCUGAAGGUGAUCCAGCCUGACAAAGCAAUUUCUGUUGAUGCUGGAGGAUCAGUCAUUCUGAAUUGCACAGUGACAUCUGUCAUCCCUGUGGGGCCCAUCAGGUGGUUCAGGGGUGUAAAACACAGUAGACAGCUGAUAUAUAAUUUCAUCGGAAACAAUUUCCCCAGAGUAACAAAUGCUUCAGAUGCUUCAAAGAGAAACAACCUGGACUUUUCUAUCCACAUCAGUAAUGUCACACCGGCUGAUGCAGGUACCUACUACUGUGUGAAGUUCCAGAAAGGAAUAGUAGAGCCUGACAUUGAGAUUCAGUCUGGAGGUGGCACUGAGUUGUUAGUAUUUGUUAAACCAUUUCCUCCUGCGUUCUCAAGUCCUACAAGCAGAGCUAUACCUAAGCAGACACCGAGCUUCCCAUGCACAUGUUUUUCACCUCAGAACAUCACACUGAAAUGAUUAAAAAAUGAAACGAAGCUCUCUCACUUUCAAACCACUAGGGACCCAAAGAAGAGAACAUCUUCUACAAUAUCUUCAGCACAAAUGGUGCUUGGAGCUGUGGAGAUCUACACUAACAUCUUCUGUAAGGUGGUCCAUAACACCUUAAAAGGAAGGACUCUGUGGGAGAACCAAGCUGUCUUACACCAUCUUAGGUAG